AUGGAAAAUUAAAGAAUUUAAUCUUUUACACUAAAGAAAGGAGUAAAGAAAUUAAGCGGUACUACAUAUAUAAUUAACUAUUAAGAUGCUCCUCUAGGUUAAGGAUAAUUUGGAAAAGUAAUGAAAGCUUAUGAUUUAAAUAGAAAACAAUUAGAUCUAGCUGUUAAAAUAAUUCCAAAAAAUAAACUCAAAAAUAUGUAGAUAUCUAUUGAAAAAGAAAAAAGCGUUCUUGAAAAGCUACCAUAUUGUAUAAAUUUAGUGAAUUAUCAAAAAUUUUGUCUUGAGAGUAAUAAUAAUUACUAUUUUGUUAUGGAAUACUGCAAUGGCGGGUCACUUUAGGAUUUACUUUUUAAAGAUUUUAAAAUAUUAUCUGAGUAAGAAAUCAUUAAAUUUUUGGUUUAAUUCUUAAAUGGAUAUAAGGAAUUACUUAAGAAUAACAUAAUUCAUAGAGAUAUGAAGCCUUAAAAUAUUAUGAUCCAUAAUGAUACGUAUAAAAUUUGUGAUUUUGGAUAGAGCAAAAUUAUAGAAAAUUUUGAUGUUGAACAUCUCUAAUACAGUACUAUGAAUAGUCCAUUUUAUCAAUUUGAGAACUUAAUGUAAGAUUCAUAAUUAACGAAGGAUACUGAUGUCUUUUCUUUGGGAGUAAUAUUGUUUUAGAUGCUUUAUGUGAGUCCAAAUUUAAAAGACUGUUAGACUUAACUAAACAAAUAAUAAAAUAAAAAUGUUUAAAUUCACCCUCUUAUUGAUAUGAAUAAAAUAUACUAGGAAAAAGAAGAAAAGAUCUUUUUUAAGUUUAAAAAUUCUUUGAAAAACCUUGAGCAACAUGAUGCUUUUCAAUAUUUGGAUAGUUAUAUAUAGUCUUCAAAAAUAAAGCGAAGCAAUAUUAUGAUAGAUCUUCUCAAAUCUAUGUUAGAUAUUAAUCAAAAAAAGCGCAUUACAUUUGAUCAGCUUUUUUAACAUCCACUCCUGAAGGAACAUUUAAAUAAAAUUGACAAUAAAUAGUACUUAAUAAAUAAUUAUAUAGACUUACUUUCAUAUGAUUCGCUUUCUCCCCCUAAGGAAGAAGAAUUAAAGAAUGAAGAUUAUCAAGAUUUGUAAGACUCAAAAAUUCUAAAUCUCGAGGAACUCAAAAAAUGUUUAAUUUAGUAAAAAUUAGAAAUAUGUGAAAAUAUAAAGUAAGAACUCAAUAUAGAUUGUCCUCAAUUGUAAUACUUUCAAGAAAAAUAUAAUUAUUUAUAGCUUUAGAUGGCUUAAGUUCAAUAAAAAGAAAAUGAAAAUAAGGAUAUUAUUAUGGAUGAUGUUCAAUAAUAAAUUUAAAAUGACUAGUUAAAAAAUAAAGAAUUAGAAGAUUCAUAAUUAUAAGACUUAGAAAUCAUCAUCAAGCUAAGUGAAUCCAGACAGAACAAAUAAAAAGCAAUACAAAAGAUAGAAGAUAUCCUUCAAUAUUUCAGAUAGAUUUAUAUGAGCUAUAAAAAAAUUGCAUCGUAAUUAAUAAAAUCUUAUCACAUAGUUAAAUCAACUAGUUAACUUACCCAAACUAAUUUUACAAAUCUUUUUGACAAUACUGUGCUGCUAUCUCUUCUAAUCAUUAAAGAUGAGAUUUAAAAUCUGAAAAAUAGCUUUAAAAGUAAAUUAGAUUAGUUUUUCAAUUUAGGUGAUCCUAAAUAACAAUUAGAAGACAUUAUAAUAAUUACUGAUGAAGAAGUAGAAAUUUAUCAAAAAUCAGAUGAAAAGAAAAUAUUUUUCAAAAUUUUAGAGAAUGACCUUUAUGAAAUAUAAGACCUUUUAAAUAAUCUAAUGCAACAAAAUUAGUUUAAAUCUAUUUAGCAAUCUUACUAAUAAAUUGCCAGCUCUAUUGUUGUAGUAAAAGAAUAAUUUAAAGAGUUUAUAUUUAAGCUUAUCAAGCAAGGUAUAGAAGAAUUCGGAUUUUUAGAAUAAAAUAAUUAUUUUGAAUUCUAAAAGACGCUUUUAUAUCUGACCGAAGCUUAUAAGCAUGAAAUAAAUAAUUAACUUUACUACAAAUAAGAUAAAUUCAGCUCUAUAUAACUUUAGUUUAGAUUAGAGUAAAUAGAAAUUUCAAACAGUAAAUCACUAGAUUUAUUAAACUUUUGUGAAUAAAAUAAUAUAAGCAUCAUCGCUCAGACGGAUUGA
Tetrahymena thermophila SB210 is the source of this 2151-nucleotide messenger RNA. RefSeq names its product kinase domain protein. The record is from RefSeq and is a predicted model, not a curated record. Gene Ontology annotation, cellular component: cytoplasm; autophagosome. Lineage: Eukaryota; Ciliophora; Oligohymenophorea; Hymenostomatida; Tetrahymenidae. Gene Ontology annotation, molecular function: ATP binding; protein serine/threonine kinase activity. The transcript has a single exon. Gene Ontology annotation, biological process: protein autophosphorylation; peptidyl-serine phosphorylation; autophagy.